AUGAACGAAACUUGGGUUUAAUUAGAUAUCAGAUAAAAUAAAGUACAAAAUAUAUUAGUGAAAAGAAUGCUUAGAUUGUCAAAAGUAUUGAUGCAGAACUUUAGUCAUAUGUAGUUGUUUUAUUUAAGUAAUCUAAUUGAUGGAACUAAGUUUCCACCAAUAAUUAUUUUUUAUGGACCAAGAAAGAGCUUAGACAAAUAACUUGAUUCAAAGAAUUAUAUCAUUUGGUUUAACAUUUCAAAGAAUAGAGCUUUUAACAAUAAAAUAGGAUUUGAAUAUUGGAUUGAUAAUGUCUUUCUGAAACAAAUUAAAGACAUAUAUAUACUAUCAAUUUAUUAAACCUUUUACUCCUUCUAGGUUUUAACCUAUGAAUCAAACUAUGAUGUAGAUAUUUAAAUAAAAUUUAAUAGUUAAAUAAGAGGAAUUUAAUAUGAAAAGUUGAGAGUAAGCAAAUAGUAGAAGUUUCAAAAAAAUUGA
Messenger RNA from Tetrahymena thermophila SB210, 477 nucleotides. Its product is annotated as DDE superfamily endonuclease. The transcript has a single exon. Lineage: Eukaryota; Ciliophora; Oligohymenophorea; Hymenostomatida; Tetrahymenidae. The record is from RefSeq and is a predicted model, not a curated record.